AAGAGUCGCGUCGUGCCUGAGAGCGCAGCUGUGCUCCUGGGCCCGCGCAAUCUGCCCCCGCGACUCCUCACCGGACUGCUGCUAGGACCCCCUGCCCCGCUCCGCAGCCAUGAACUACCUGCGGCGCCGCCUGUCGGACAGCAACUUCAUGGCCAAUCUGCCAAAUGGGUACAUGACAGACCUGCAGCGCCCGCAGCCGCCCCCGCCGCCACCUGCUGCCCCCAGCCCUGGGGCCACACCCGGUCCCGCGACCGCCACUAACGAAAGGGUCUCCUCGGCUGCCCCCGUGGCCUCUCCGGCUGCCCCUAGCCCUGGGUCUUCAGGGGGCGGUGGCUUCUUCUCAUCGCUGUCCAACGCGGUCAAGCAGACCACUGCGGCCGCAGCCGCCACCUUCAGCGAGCAGGUGGGCGGCGGCUCUGGGGGCGGAGGCCGUGGGGGCGCCGCCGCCAGGGUGUUGCUGGUCAUCGACGAGCCCCACACUGACUGGGCAAAAUACUUCAAAGGAAAGAAGAUCCAUGGGGAAAUUGAUAUUAAAGUAGAACAGGCUGAAUUCUCGGAUCUCAACCUCGUGGCUCAUGCCAAUGGUGGAUUCUCUGUGGACAUGGAAGUUCUUCGGAAUGGGGUGAAGGUUGUGCGGUCUUUGAAGCCGGACUUUGUGCUGAUUCGUCAGCAUGCCUUCAGCAUGGCCCGGAAUGGAGACUACCGCAGUUUGGUCAUUGGGAUGCAGUAUGCUGGAAUCCCCAGUGUUAAUUCUUUGCAUUCUGUCUACAACUUCUGUGACAAGCCCUGGGUGUUUGCCCAGAUGGUUCGACUGCACAAGAAACUGGGGACAGAGGAAUUCCCUCUAAUCAAUCAGACCUUCUAUCCCAAUCACAAAGAGAUGCUCAGCAGCACAACGUACCCUGUGGUUGUGAAGAUGGGGCAUGCGCACUCUGGUAUGGGCAAGGUCAAGGUGGACAACCAGCAUGACUUCCAGGACAUUGCAAGUGUUGUGGCACUGACCAAGACAUAUGCCACUGCUGAGCCCUUCAUUGAUGCCAAAUAUGACGUGCGCGUCCAGAAGAUUGGGCAGAACUACAAGGCCUACAUGAGAACAUCAGUUUCAGGAAACUGGAAGACCAACACUGGCUCUGCAAUGCUUGAGCAGAUUGCCAUGUCUGACAGGUACAAGCUGUGGGUGGAUACAUGCUCAGAGAUUUUUGGGGGACUGGACAUCUGCGCAGUGGAAGCGCUGCAUGGCAAGGACGGAAGGGAUCACAUCAUUGAGGUGGUGGGCUCCUCCAUGCCACUCAUUGGUGACCACCAGGAUGAAGACAAGCAGCUCAUUGUAGAGCUCGUGGUCAACAAGAUGGCUCAGGCCUUGCCACGGCAGCGGGAUGCCUCUCCUGGCAGGGGCUCCCACAGCCAGGCUCCAUCCCCAGGAGCCCUGCCCUCAGGCCGCCAGACCUCACAGCAGCCCUCUGGGCCCCUGGCUCAGCAACGACCCCCACCACAGGGUGGCCCUCCACAGCCGGGCCCAGGCCCACAACGCCAGGGACCUCCGUUGCAGCAGCGCCCACCCCCACAGGGCCAGCAACACCUUUCAGGCCUUGGACCCCCAACUGGCAGCCCCCUGCCCCAGCGCCUACCAAGUCCCACAUCAGCACCCCAGCAGCCUGUGUCCCAGGCCCCACCACUGACCCAGGGUCAAGGCCGCCAAUCCCGGCCAGUGGCAGGAGGACCUGGGGCACCUCCAUCAGCCCGCCCGCCUGCCUCCCCAUCUCCCCAGCGUCAGGCAGGCCCUCCACAGGCUACCCGUCAAACAUCUGUCUCUGGUCAGGCUCCACUGAAGGCCUCAGGGGCUCCACCAGGUGGUCAGCAGCGCCAGGGUCCACCCCAGAAACCGCCAGGCCCUGCUGGCCCCACUCGCCAGGCCAGCCAAGUGGGUCCCAUGCCCCGCACUGGGCCACCCACCACACAGCAACCACGGCCCAGUGGCCCCAGCCCUGCUGGACGUCCUACCAAGCCACAGCUGGCCCAGAAACCUAGCCAGGAUGUGCCGCCACCUGCCACCACUGCUGUCGGGGGACCCCCACAUCCCCAGCUCAACAAAUCCCAGUCUCUGACCAAUGCCUUCAACCUUCCAGAGCCAGCCCCGCCCAGGCCCAGCCUUAGCCAGGACGAGGUGAAAGCUGAGACCAUCCGCAGCCUGAGGAAGUCUUUCGCCAGCCUCUUCUCCGACUGAUACCCUACCCUGAGAACCCCCCCAAAUCCCUGGGCAACCCCUCUCUGGGCCCUGAAUCCACUUCUCACUUCUGAGAUCUCCAACUCCCCUGAGAAGCCCUCUCCUGGUUCACCAAUAUCCCUCUUCUCAUUCCUCUGAAUGCCCAAGUCCUUAGAGAAACUUCACUCCUGGUCCUAAACUUGUUUCUCAUGUUUGGAAUUCCCAAGUCCCUGGGAAGCCCACUCCUGGUCACCUCAGGACCUACUUCUUAGUUUUAGAACCUCCAAAUUCCCAGACGUUCCCAAACACCAGGCAACCCACUCUGGCCCUAACACCAUGGAGUCCCCUCCUAGAGACCUGAAAUUCGCGAGAAAUAUACUCGUGGUCCCAGCUCUCUCAAGCACAUGUUGUUCCCCAUCAAAAUUUCCCAAAUCAUUAAGAAACUCCUACCUUUGAGCCCCCUUACAUAGAUCUCCCAUUUCUGGAGAUCCACCUCUUCAAAGGCCAUCACCCAAGCCAAGGAUCCCCCUCCCCCCCAACUCCAUUCAAUACAUUGGGAGCUCCUCCCACUGCUAGGACCCCUCAGUUCUCCAGGGACUCCUACCCCACUUUCCUGCCUUUGACAGCUGUCUUUAAAUAUGCAAACUCCACCCAAUCUCCCAGAAUCCUUUGCACAUGGAAGGCCAGUGGUCCUCCACAUCCCCACCUUUGCGUGACGUCUGUGUCUGUGACUGAUGUGGCCUCCUCUCGUGCCGUGCUUGGCAUAUGUGGUACUCGUUCAUCGUGCCGCCUGUGGUGAUGCGUGCAGUGGCGCUGUUCAUGUGGUCCGCACCUCCCCACAACCUCCACUCCUUGCCUGGACUUACCCCCACCCCUCAGCAGCUCUGAACCCCAUGAGAAGAGUCGGGAAGCAAAAUAAACAAGCAAAGGCCCAG
This is a messenger RNA of Phyllostomus hastatus (greater spear-nosed bat), 3138 nucleotides long. RefSeq names its product synapsin I (gene SYN1). The transcript has 13 exons. The record is from RefSeq and is a predicted model, not a curated record. Gene Ontology annotation, biological process: neurotransmitter secretion. Gene Ontology annotation, cellular component: synaptic vesicle; synaptic vesicle membrane. Bases 110 to 2224 code for a protein of 704 amino acids. Gene Ontology annotation, molecular function: ATP binding. Lineage: Eukaryota; Metazoa; Chordata; Mammalia; Chiroptera; Phyllostomidae.